Molecule: messenger RNA, 1957 nt
Organism: Vitis vinifera (wine grape)
Lineage: Eukaryota; Viridiplantae; Streptophyta; Magnoliopsida; Vitales; Vitaceae
Exons: 2
Coding region: 412-1725 (437 amino acids)
Source: RefSeq, a predicted model, not a curated record
UUUGACAAAUAAGCGUAAAUUAAGGACAAAAAUCCAAGAAGAAGGGCAGUGUGUGCAGAGCGGCUCCAGUUAGAGUGCCCCACCUGCGUUGUCCACUGAUAUGCCAUCUCAUUGGUCUUCUCACUGACGCAUGGGUCGGUGUAGAAUGUCUCUGCACAAAUAGUAUAUUAAACAAUCCCUUAAAUACUCUUAUCUCUACGCCUACAUCAAACCACUACAAAGCCCUUCCGACAACCUUCCAAUCCCUCCAAGAAUUUUCAGUACAAAGAUUUUCUCUUAUUCUUAGCUUUGUUCUUCAUCAACGCCUCGAUUCACGAACUGGGCCGUUCACAGGUUUUGGAUCAGAGCCACUGAUUGUUCUGAAAUUGGGUUGACUUUGGGGCCAAAAGGUUGCUUUUACUGAUUGAUAUCAUGGAUUCCCCACAAUCUGUUGUGUCACCAUUCAAAAGCUCCCCUGUCUCCAUUGAGCCAGAGAAGCAGAAAUCCGACCUUUUUGUCCGAAACCCUGGUUGCUUGUCUGGGGGAAUCGAAGUUCACAGAAAGGAAAGCGGCAUGGUGUGCAACAUGGAUGCCUUUGUUGGGUCUCUGGAGGUUUACAUACAUCAGGCGAGGGACAUCCACAACAUAUGCAUUUACCACAAGCAAGAUGUCUAUGCUAAGCUUUGCCUAACCAGUGAUCCCGAAAAUGCAGUCUCCACCAAAAUUAUUAAUGGUGGAGGGCAGAACCCAGUCUUCAAUGAUAAUCUCCGGCUCAGUGUCCGAACAACGGAAUCCUCUCUUAAAUGUGAGAUAUGGAUGCUGAGCAGGGUGAAGAAUUAUCUUGAGGAUCAGUUGCUAGGGUUUGCUUUGGUGCCUCUAUCAGAAGUACUGCUCAACAAUGGGAAGCUAGAGAAAGAGUUCUCUCUCUCCUCGACUGAUUUGUUCCAUUCCCCAGCUGGGUUUGUCCGGUUGUCUCUCUCCUAUAAUGGAGCUUCCCCAGAAGUAAUGGCAAUUCCUGCACUCCCAACAGCCUUGGCCACAAAUGAAGCUUCACAGGAUACUGAGAUAUCUGAGUCCAUGCCCAGUGAUUAUGAUGCCAUUGAGUUCCCAGAUCCAAAGAUUAUGAACGAAAACCAGUUGAUGGUUUCAGAGUAUUUUGGUAUCCCGUGUACAAAUUUAGACUCGCGGAGCUCUGAAGGGACUUUGGAUAAUGAUAGUCACCUUAGUUCAGAAAAACUAGGGGUUCAGGUUGUGGAAAGCUUCUCAGAGGGUACUAUUGAAUCCGUCCAACUUCCAAAGCUUGAUUCUCCCCCUAGUAGUGUAUCUACUAAUGGAUCUCCAUCUGCUUCUCUUCCUGCAAGCUCUGUGUCCUCUGAUGCUUCGGGGACUUCAAAAUCCCCAAAUGAAGAACAUGUUUCACCUCCAAAGGAGAAGAAUGCAGAUACUGGAGAUGGUGAGAGCGAUUCCUCAGGUGGUGCUCCAUGCAAUACAUUUGCAAAGCCUGCUGUGACCGUGAACAUUGAGCCAGAGCAAAAGAUGGUGCAACAGGAUAUUGUAGACAUGUACAUGAAAAGCAUGCAGCAAUUCACCGAGUCUCUGGCAAAGAUGAAACUCCCAAUGGACAUUGAAACUGAACCAACUAAUUCAGGAAACUCUAGCUCUGAUCAGAAACUACAAGCAGCUAAGAACAACAACAACAACAACAACAACUCCCGAGUGUUCUAUGGGAGUAGAGCUUUCUUCUGAGCUUUUGUUUGGCUGGUGGAGUGGAGGACACAGUGGUGACUUUUUAGAUUUUUAGAACCACGACUGAUAGUAGUAGUAGUAUUUAAGUGUAAUAAUGUAGUAGCAACCAGUGUGUGUGGUGUUCUCUUUUGUAUGUUGAGAUGUUUUAGCUGACGGGAAAUCAUGACUUGCAUGGGGUACAAGCUAUGUUCUGUUUCAACUGUUGUUGGUAUAUAUCAAAUUAUUCAGCUUA